CUUCGGAAUGAGUCCCUUGGCGUUGGAGGAAGAAUGUUGCGCGGGGAGCCUCGCGGAGCAUCUCCGCCAGCGGCGCGGCAGUCAGCCUCUGGGCCGUCGGGCCGGCGCUGCAGUCUCGGUGGCUGCGCUCCCGGGGACCAGCCCCAGCGCUGGCUCCCCCCGCCCCGCGUGACGCUGGCGAGCGGCGGUGGCGAUGGGGUCGCACCAUCGGCAGGCACGCCGCGCAUUUCCAUGGGUGAGGACGCCGAGCCCGAGGCUGGUCUUCCUGCUCCCAGGGACGCCGCGAUGCCCGGCCCUUGGCUGCUGCUCGCCAUGGCUUUGACCCUGACACUGACGGGUGUCCCCGGAGGCCACGCACAGCCCGAGGUGGCCCAGCAGGAGGCAGCGAUGGCAGCCGAGCCUCCGGGCUUGGAUGACCUCCUGAGCCAGGCGGAGCGCCUCCUUCUCCUCCGGGAAGACCUCCAGCGGCUGCGAGGGGACCAGGGCAAUCGCCCAUCAGAGUCCCAGAGCUUUCAACUCGACUGGCUCUCUAAGCGUCAGCAUCCAGGCAAGAGAGAGGAGGCAGAAGAGAGAGUUUUAGAGGAGGAGGAGGAAGGAGGAGCUGUGGGGCCCUACAAACGGCAACACCCUGGCCGGCGGGAGGACGUGGCUGGAUGGUCAGCCGAUGACGCCCAACAGAAGUGGCAGCACCCUGGCCGGCAGGCCUCCUUACUUGGGUACGCCGUCACCAAGAGGCAGCACCCAGGCAGACGGCUGGUGGAUCCCAAGUUCCAGAGGAGCUGGAAAGAGGAAGAGGAGGAGGAGGAAGAGGGAGAGCUGAUGCCUGAGAAACGCCAGCAUCCGGGCAAGAGAGCCCUGGGAGGCCCAUGUGGGUUCCGAGGAGCCUGUGGUCAAGCUGGCCUCCUGUUGGGCCUCCUGGAUGACCUACGCAGGGGCCAGGAGGCUGAGGAGAAGCGGCAGCAUCCUGGGCGACGGGCAGCAUUGGCCAGAGAGCCCCUGGAAGAGUGAGCCCCGUUUUUUGCACAGUCAAGUUUGUGGUCUAAGAAUGUCCUGAGCCCUGUGUGCCCUUUCCCUUGGUGACCCCCUCUUUCCCUCCUCCUUAGAUCCCUGAUCAUAAACCUGAGCCCAGUAUAUACACAUCCCCGAGCCCCUGGCCUGGCCGCCUCCUUCAGGGUCAUGAGAAAGCCAGCCUUUGAGGUAAAACCCCAUAUUGCCCCACUUUGCACCGCUGGCAAGGGAGCAGAUCCCAGAGUCCCUCUCCCUGACCCCUGCAGUCCUGCCUCCCUUCCUUAGUCUGGGUAAAAUGACCCUUCUUUCUCUUCUAAGGGAUCCCAGAGAGGGGCAGGGUGCUUCCGGGGUGAGCCUCCAACAAGGACUGGGUAGGAUUGAAGCUGUGAUUUUAAAUCCUGCUUCCAUUACCUGCCGCACAUGUCAAGAUUCAUUAUGUAAACUUUACCCCUAGAACCCAGGGGCUCCUUCCCUUCUUGGGCAUCCUUUUGUAAGUGGGCAGAGCCCUGACCCACAGCUGCAUUCUGCUUGCAGUAAGCAUUGUAGGUGUCUCACCCUAUGGUGCUCUGCGGGGUGGUGGUUGUGGGAAUAAAUGCAUGUAGGAAUAUGUCAACAUUGCCCUGGAAUGUUGUGGCUUGUAUAUAACCUCUAGGUACCUUCCCCUUGUCAAUGGGCAUCAUCCUAAUGAUAAUAAAAUAUGCA
This is a messenger RNA of Manis javanica (Malayan pangolin), 1710 nucleotides long. RefSeq names its product thyrotropin releasing hormone (gene TRH). Gene Ontology annotation, cellular component: secretory granule; extracellular region. Gene Ontology annotation, biological process: histamine metabolic process; hormone-mediated signaling pathway; positive regulation of insulin secretion. The record is from RefSeq and is a predicted model, not a curated record. NCBI's taxonomy places the organism in Eukaryota, Metazoa, Chordata, Mammalia, Pholidota, Manidae. Gene Ontology annotation, molecular function: thyrotropin-releasing hormone activity.